AUGGAUCCAAAUCGUACCGAAAGCAGUACCAGCCAACAACAAAACGUACAUUUGCACAUGCAUCACAUGUGCAACUGUCAAAGUAACGUUUACCCAACCUAUUAUCCAGCCGUGGGUUAUAGAACCACAGUACCUUCUCUGCUGACUUACACUUCCCCACCAGUACCAAGACCUUAUUUACAGCAUUACCAAUAUACGCAGUAUAACAUGGGAAAUCAAUUUUCGGUACCUAUGAGUCAUGUAAAUAAUAAUACACCAAUUUACGGUAGUACCUCGCUCACAACUACCGACGUCGUUUUUGGUGGCGUUGCGAAGGAAAAAAGAGAAAAAGCUGGUUCUCAAGAAGAGAAUAGCGAUGUUGAACGUAUGAACGAAACGAUCGAUUACGGUCAAAUUACACCACCGGUUAAUGAGUUGCUGUUAACGGAUAAUUCCGAAGCUACGGUCCCGGAUAAUUUCGUGAAAUUUCUAGAACGUAGUUGUUUGACGGCCGAACAAAUCGCUUAUCGAAAUAGAAAUCGACCAUGUUUCAGAAACAUUCAAAAUCUAUGUAUUAGAACAAGAUCCGAAAUUUUAAAACCAUGCACGACCAUUUCAAACAUACAUUCUCAAGGCAUCCCUUGGGCCACCAAGGAUUUCAUUUACGCUUUCGUUCGUUUGACAAAUUGUUGGCACAUCCUUAAAGGAUAUUGGGAAAAUAGAGAUGGCGCUAGUCUCGGUAAAAUCGAGAAGGAGCUAACGCCCGAAUUUCGUGCCUGUUACGUACGAUGGGAGAGGGAAACUAUGGAAUUGGCUUCUCAAUUGACUAGAGUAUUUUAUAAUUUGGAUAAUAACCUCGUUCCACCACAGGUGAAUAAUAUAAUAAAAACUUCUACACCCGAAAAUUCCGAGAAAAAAUCUUCGACUGGUCAAAACGUUUCUACUUCAACAUUGACCAACAUAUCAAUCAAUAAUUCAAGAUCAACGAACGUUCGAGGACUGAUUCGACUCCCGACCAAUCAGACAACCGAAACCGUCGACCAGGCUAAUCAAACAUAUUCCGGGGAUUUUUGUACGAUGAAAGAAGGAUUCGAUUCCGAAGAGGAACGGAGAGUGUACAUGAAACCGGGUAGUUACAACGUACCAAAAAGGGACAGUAACGACGGCGGUACGAUCUCGAGUCCGAGAGCCAUUGAAUUUUUAGAAACUGCUCAAAAUGUUAACAAAGCGCAAACAACUAACGAUAGAUACUGGACUAAUAUCAACGUGGCGGGAAUUAAAAAAUCUGGAGACGUAAAAAUUCUACAGAAUAAUAUAACACCGGAAGCGGAACUUGAGCUCAAUCUGGCAUCCCAUCUUAACGUACACGAAUGGUUGUUAACUAGUAAUUUUUCUGAUUUCGGCGAACCUUCUCCUGUUUCGACAUCUACACAAGAUAUAAGGACAUUUUACGUAGAUUCGUCAUCUUUAUAUGAGUCUUCGCCUCAAUUAGAUAACGAGGCUCAAAAACCGUCUACUAAUAAAAUUUUACAACGCAGUAAACACACUCUGAAGACAGACAAAGAACCGCCUCUAAAUGGAGUUUCAGAGGAAACAAUUAGAAAAAUGAGAAAAUCACCUCCCAAGAAAAGCGUGAACGAAUAUGAAAAUGAUUCGGGCAUUACUUAUGCUGGUAUUGCCGCUUUACGAGAUUUGUUGACAGAAUUAAGAAAAUACGACGUGUUGGAUGGACUCGAAGAGUCAGAUAAAAAUUAUUUCUCACCCGCUAUCGAUGUUGAUGGAAUAAUGGAAAAAUUGAAAUCCCAAGAGUACGCGUAUAUUGAUGAAGUUUUUAGAGACUUGAAAUAUUUCAUCAAUUAUUGCAACGCAUUUGCAGAACAUUUCAGCAAUGUGGAUAGCAAGAAAAAAGAAAUGGUUACGUUUAUAACUCAAAUGUUUUCACUAAAAUUACGCGAAACUCUUAAUGACAAUUUUAUCGGCUACGAUUUCGGCGAUAUGCAAGGAGACGUGUUGCAAACUGUUGGAAGAACAAAAUUCAAAGACGAAAAUCAAUUUUAUAAAUGA
Diorhabda sublineata is the source of this 2043-nucleotide messenger RNA. RefSeq lists its product as uncharacterized. The transcript has 9 exons. The coding region runs from base 1 to 2043 and encodes 680 amino acids. The record is from RefSeq and is a predicted model, not a curated record. NCBI's taxonomy places the organism in Eukaryota, Metazoa, Arthropoda, Insecta, Coleoptera, Chrysomelidae.